UGACAGAAUAAUUAUCGAUGCAUCACCAGAGUCUAGUUUGUAAUCAAGCAUCAGUUAAGUUAAUUUCGUGGGUUUCAAUUUUCGAAGAAAGGAACGAAGAUGGCAGACAAUUCACAGAACCUGAGUUUCCAAGCUGGGGAGACAAAGGGCCAAGCUCAGGAGAAAGCCAGCAGCAUGAUGGACAAGGCCACCGACGCUGCUCAAUCUACCAAAGAGUCAAUCCAAGAGACUGGCAGUCAGAUGAAAGCCAAGGCACAAGGAGCCGCUGGUUCUGUGAAGGAUGCAACUGGCAUGAACAAAUGAAGCUGGAUGGAUCCAUCCCUAUCCUGAACGUAGGAGUUCGAUCCUGUUUCUAGUUUGUUGGUUCAUGUUAGGGCAUUAGGUGCUCGUGUCUUAAGGUCUUUGUGGUAGUUGUUUUUCAUUCAACAAAGAGAGCUCCUAUGAUCGAGUUCUCACCUUGUUUUUUUUUUUUUUUUUUUUUUUUUUUUUUUAAAUUUCAAAUGCUCCUUUUACUUUUAUUAGGAGCUUGUUAAUGGUUUUUCCUCUGUAGUAUGAAGAGAGCUCUGCAAUAAUGCUCUCUCAUCUGCGUUUAUAAAACUUCGAGUCAUUGAUUUUAAGACAA
Messenger RNA from Carya illinoinensis, 622 nucleotides. RefSeq names its product stress-induced protein KIN2-like. Bases 100 to 303 code for a protein of 67 amino acids. The transcript has 3 exons. The record is from RefSeq and is a predicted model, not a curated record. NCBI's taxonomy places the organism in Eukaryota, Viridiplantae, Streptophyta, Magnoliopsida, Fagales, Juglandaceae.